CGUUUCCUCUGUGCUUACCAAACCCCAAAAGGAUAAAGACACCAGUUGCAAGUUCAAUAAUGAAAUGAUAGAAAGAGAGAAAGCCUGACAGUUUAAUAUAAAAGGGCUCCUUCGACUUGGUGGUGAUUGCUUUCAGUUCCACACUGUUGUUGGCGAUUGAAAAAUUAUGAAGGCGAUGUCGUCCAAGGCCGUGGUUCUGAGGUUCAAUCUGGUCUUCAUCGCACUGUUCCUCAUCUUCUACACCGGCCUUCUGCUCACUCCAUCCAUCGACCCUCAGGGUCGGCAGAUGAUGGUCAGAUCAUGUCCAUCUGAUGGUUGUCAAAUGACCAAGGUGAUUGGAAAUAACACUAGAGUGAAGCAAUCCAAGUAUGAAGGCAACAGAAAGCUCGAAGCCUACAGCAAUGAAGGUGAAGGGAUGAUGGUGAAGGUGAAGCCUGCAAUAAAUAUUUCCGCAGUGAGGAAAUCCAACGUCCCCAGAGAAGAAAGGGUGGCGAAAGAAAAUCGAGGGGCCAGCAUCGCGCCAGUGAGGGAAGUAGUGAAAGUGAAGCAAAGAAUUUUGGGCGUUGCUCCGGGGAAAGGUCUUGUGGAUGUGAAGCCAGGAACGAAGAUCGCGCUCGUGAAUUUGAAAGACACCGAGGUGCAACAAUGGAAGAAUGCAGGUGAGGCAACCGUGAUCGGAUUCGACAAGGUGUCGGAGCUGUUCCGGUGGGAUCACCUAUUCCCCGAGUGGAUCGACGAGGAGGAAGUGAACAAGGAGCCGUCGUGCCCGGAAAUUCCGAUGCCGGAUUUCGGGAGCUACGGCCGGGAUUUCGAGUUGGUGGUCGUCAGACUGCCGUGUAAGUUCCCGGAAAAGGGGUGGAAGAGGGAUGUGCACAGGCUGCAGGUUCACCUCAUCACUGCCAACUUGGGAGUGAGGAAUGGGAAGGAAGGGCUGUCGAAGCUAAGGUUCCUGUUCUUGGGCUCCUGCAUGCCGAUGGUGGAGAUGUUCAGGUGCGAGGAGUUAGUGAGGCGUGAGGGCGAUGCAUGGCUCUAUGACUCAGACUUGCUCAGACUUGAAGAGAAGGUUUCCCUGCCAAUUGGCUCCUGCAAAUUAUCACUGCCACUGUGGAAAGAAGGAACCAAUGAGAUUGCUGAUUUGUGGAAGAGGGGGACUGCCUGGGCCAAUGAAGGUCGGACCAGAUGGCGGCACCAGUGGCGGCCGCCGCAGCAUCCGAGACGGGAGGCGUACGUAACGGUUCUCCAUUCAUCGGAGUUGUAUGCAUGCGGUGCGAUCACCCUGGCUCAGACCCUCCUCCAAACAAACACAACCCGGGACCUGGUCAUCCUAGUGGACAGAUCCAUUAGCCCUCAGACCCGUCUUUCUCUCCAGUCAGCCGGGUGGAAGGUCCGGGAGAUAACCCGGAUCCGAAACCCGUUUGCCAAGAAGAACAGCUACAAUGAGUACAACUACAGCAAGCUCAGGCUCUGGCAACUGACCCGGUAUGACCGGGUCGUGUUCAUCGACUCGGACAUACUUGUCCUCCGGAACUUGGACGUCCUUUUCGACUUCCCCCAGCUGUCGGCGACCGGCAACGACGGCGUGAUCUUCAAUUCCGGCGUCAUGGUGAUCGAGCCGUCCAAGUGUAUGUUCAAGAACUUGAUGAGGGAGACCAAGAGGGUAGUGUCCUACAAUGGAGGGGACCAAGGGUUCCUCAAUGAGGUCUUCAUUUGGUGGCACAGGCUGCCUAGGAGGGUCAACUACUUGAAGAACAAAUGGUCAACCAGCACCAUGGAAGGGAAGAUCAAGGACCAACUAUUUGGGUCAGACCCACCUAAGCUCUAUGGGGUGCACUACCUUGGGAUGAAGCCAUGGCUCUGUUACAGGGAUUAUGACUGCAAUUGGGACAUGAAAGGCCAAGAAAUAUUCGCGAGCGACGUGGCGCACCGGCGUUGGUGGAUGGUGCAUGACAAAAUGGCACCUGACCUACAGAAGUUGUGUCUGCUAACACCAAGAAGGAAGUUUGAGUUGCAAUGGGACAGGAAACUGGCCAAGAAGGCUAGGUUUGGUGAUGGGCAUUGGAGGAUCAAUAUCACAGACCCUAGGCAGUCCUUGUGAUAAGUUAACAACUGCGCCAUUUUGGCUUUCUUCUUUGUCAUCAUAUUCUUUUGCUGGUUAGGCUGACCAGGGAUGGUGUAGUUGGAGUAUUAGACAUUUGUUCUUUUUGUGAGGGAAUAAGUUUUUUGGAGAUUCUUUUCAAAUUUCUCAGACUAUCAAUGUGCAGAUGUUUGAUGAUAAGUUAUAUAUAGUGUAUUUUUGCUGGUCAU
Nymphaea colorata (pocket water lily) is the source of this 2304-nucleotide messenger RNA. RefSeq names its product UDP-glucuronate:xylan alpha-glucuronosyltransferase 2. The record is from RefSeq and is a predicted model, not a curated record. Bases 167 to 2095 code for a protein of 642 amino acids. The transcript has 3 exons. Gene Ontology annotation, biological process: xylan biosynthetic process. NCBI's taxonomy places the organism in Eukaryota, Viridiplantae, Streptophyta, Magnoliopsida, Nymphaeales, Nymphaeaceae. Gene Ontology annotation, molecular function: glycosyltransferase activity.